CAUAUGCGCCGCACUCGCUCCACGUAAUUGUGCGCGCUACUCAUACUCUCCUACACAGUGCAACGAUGGCAACCAUGGUGAACAUGAAUAGCCUCCUCAAUGGAAAAGACUCACGUUGGCUUCAACUCGAAGUGUGCCGCGAGUUCCAACGCAAUAAGUGUUCGCGACCAGACACCGAGUGCAAGUUCGCACAUCCCCCGGCAACCGUCGAAGUACAGAAUGGAAGGGUCACCGCUUGCUACGAUAGCAUCAAGGGUCGGUGUAACCGCGAGAAGCCGCCCUGCAAGUAUUUCCACCCGCCGCAGCAUCUCAAAGAUCAGCUUCUCAUCAACGGUCGGAAUCACCUAGCACUAAAGAACGCUUUAAUGCAGCAGAUGGGGUUGACGCCGGGCCAGGUGCUGCCUGGCCAAGUUCCAACUGUGGCGACGUCGCCAUACUUAUCGGGCGUACCCGGCGUAGGGUCGACGUAUGCCCAAUAUUAUGCGCCUCAGCUGGUGCCAGCAGUACUCGGCCACGACCCGGCGGCCGCAGCGGCUUCGCCGCUAGGCGUGAUGCAGCAACCAGUGCUGCAGCAAAAAUUGCCGCGCACUGACCGUCUCGAGGUGUGCCGGGAGUUCCAGCGCGGCGCGUGCAAGCGCGCCGAGUCCGAGUGUCGCUUCGCACACCCGCCGCCGCCCGUUGUCGCGCACGACGACGGCUGUGUCACGGUGUGCAUGGACGCCGUCAAGGGCCGCUGCGUCCGCGACCCCUGCCGCUAUUUCCACCCUCCCCUGCACCUGCAGGCGCACCUUAAGGCGCAGGCGCGCGGCGCGGUACGCCACCAGGCUGCACGCUCUCGCCUCGCUCGCUCGCGCUCGCUUGUCUUCUUCCGCUUGGUCUCGCUCGCCAUGGACAUGAAAAGCGUCGGAUCCUUCUAUUACGAUAACUUCGCCUUCCCAGGAGUGGUGCCGUACAAGCGACCCGCAGCGGACAAAGCCGGAGUUCCCGUGUACCAGCCGGCGACCACGUACCAGCAACUGAUGCAGCUCCAGCAGCCGUUCGUGCCCGUGUCAUUUACUGGACACCCUCCCGGUGUGCCAAGAUUUUAAUCGACAAGGAUGUACGAGACCUACCUGCAGAUUCGUUCAUAUUCGUGAAGGUAUGAUAUUUUUAUACCGUUAAGUUUUAUCCGAAAUCAAUUGUGAAGUAAAAUAUUUUUAUAACUGUUUAUAUGACUACUAAAAUUGAUAAAUGUCCACAGUUGAGAAUACAAUCUAAUCGAUUUAAUAAAACCUGCAUGAAUACAUUGUUCCAAGUUCCUGCAGAUUUCCUUCUUUUUGCAUGAUCUGUCACUAAUAUGUAGGUUAGAUCUUUAAGAACGAUUAGUCCUUAUUAGUUACAAAAUAUUAGCGUAGCCUAUUUAAAAGUAGUUUUGUAUUUUAUUAGAAAAAUCUCGUCGUUGUUGUUAUCAAUAAUUAGAUCUAAUGUAGCCGUUUUAGAUAAAUAGAACGAAAUUCAGUAUC
Molecule: messenger RNA, 1502 nt
Organism: Melitaea cinxia (Glanville fritillary)
Lineage: Eukaryota; Metazoa; Arthropoda; Insecta; Lepidoptera; Nymphalidae
Gene: mbl
Product: protein muscleblind
Exons: 7
Coding region: 66-1088 (340 amino acids)
Molecular function (GO): metal ion binding
Source: RefSeq, a predicted model, not a curated record